This is a messenger RNA of Lodderomyces parapsilosis, 1443 nucleotides long. RefSeq names its product rRNA (cytosine-C5-)-methyltransferase. Gene Ontology annotation, cellular component: nucleolus. Gene Ontology annotation, biological process: rRNA base methylation. Bases 1 to 1443 code for a protein of 480 amino acids. The transcript has a single exon. Lineage: Eukaryota; Fungi; Ascomycota; Pichiomycetes; Serinales; Debaryomycetaceae. The record is from RefSeq and is a predicted model, not a curated record. Gene Ontology annotation, molecular function: methyltransferase activity.
AUGAAGUUGUACUUCGACGCAGAAAAGUUCCUCAAACACAAUGAUGGGAGUCUUCAAAAACGUAUAUUCAAUGACAAAAAGGUGACAAAUCCAAAGCAUGUGUUUGCAUUGGUCUAUUCCACUUUAAAAUAUAAUGACUACAUACAACAGAUUAUUCAAAAAUCGAAAAUCCAACGAGACUUGAAGUCAAAGAUUAGCAAAGAAUUGUUGACCUUGUUAGUUCAUGAUUUGAUAUUCAGUGCUAGGGGUAGAAUUGAAAGUGGGAAGCAUCCAAUUAAAGACGCGGUGUUGGCUCACAAGACAAGAUUGCAGGCAGAAUUUAUCAAAUUAAAGUUGAGAUACAAAGUCAAAUCAGUUGACCAAUUACCAACAAAAGAGUGUGAAGAUGAAACUCCAGUGAGGUGGUUUAGAAUUAACACGGUGAAAAUAGAUCCCGAAAGGUUCUUUAAAAAGCAUCAGUUCUUUACAAAUUUACAACCGGUCAAUAGCUUUCAAGAUUUAACAGGACCAGGACUAAUUUACGCCGAUGACUACAUUCCCAAUCUAUUUGGUAUCCAUCCAAAAGAAAAACUAUCCCUAACUGAAGCUUACAAGUUAGGUGAAAUUAUUAUUCAAGAUCGGGCAUCGUGUUUUCCUGCUCAUAUUUUGAACCACAAUAAAGAACACACCAAAAUCAUUGAUGCUUGUGCUGCCCCUGGAAAUAAAACCUCACAUGUGGCAUCAUAUCUUCCCAAUUAUGAUAGCAGUUCCGUUGUUUAUGCAGUUGAAAGAGAUGAGAAACGAGUAGGAAUACUACGCACCAUGAGUGAACGUGCCCUUGGCAAACUGAAAAAGAAAUUGAUUCAAGUGUUGCAUAAUGAUUUCACAAAGAUAAAUUCAAAUGAUUUUCCCGAAGUCACUGGUCUCAUUGUUGAUCCGUCAUGCAGUGGGUCUGGUAUCUUUGGCAGGGCAUCAGACGAAGAAGAGAGUAACGAUCAGAGGCUUGAAAAAUUGGCCUCGUUUCAAGUCAUCAUUAUGAAGCAUGCAUUAUCGUUUCCGGGUGCUCGCAAAGUUGUCUAUUCUACCUGUUCUAUACACGUCGAAGAGAAUGAAAGGGUAGUGAUUGAUUUGCUUUCUGAUCCACAGAUACAAAGCCAGGGUUGGAAAUUGGCGACCAGAGACGAUGUGCUUCCAAGUUGGGAAAGACGGGGUAUUGAGUCGGAGUUUUUUGCAUUAUCAAGAGACCCUGAGACAUGUAAGAAGUUGGCAGGUGGGUGUGUGAGAUCUAAUUCAAAAGAAGAUGGAGGUAUUGGAUUUUUUGCCGCCUGUUUUGUUAGGGAGACAUCCGUUGACGAGGAGGAAAAUGAUGCGAAAGACGAGGAAAAAGACGAGGAAAAAGACGAGGAGGAAGACGAAGAGGAAAACGAUGUGGAAGACGAAGACGAGUGGGCUGGUUUUGAAUGA